AUGUAUGUUUAUAUUAAGAGUAAAUACUAUCUCUACUCUCUGAUCUCUACUCUUUGCUGUUUCGUCCACCGUCGACGAAAUUAUCAGCCUAAUCGGAUCUACGCAGCUUGGGUUAUAACCCCUAUAAUGCCAAUGACGCGAUUUACUAAAUUAAUCGCGCGCAGUAGCCUAUCGGAUCCGGCCCUUGCUUACCAAAGCAUUGGACCGGGUUCGAGUCCGGCGUACACCAAUGAAUAUUUUCAAUAUUUAAGUGUAUUAUUCUGCUCAGCCCAAGAAAUACAAACGAGUUCCAAUCUCAAAAGUUUACCCCCUACCGUAGUCGCUCAUGACCUUAAAAAUGAUAUUAGCUAG
This is a messenger RNA of Cotesia congregata, 351 nucleotides long. NCBI's taxonomy places the organism in Eukaryota, Metazoa, Arthropoda, Insecta, Hymenoptera, Braconidae. The record is from the annotation of a GenBank genome assembly.